This is a messenger RNA of Puccinia graminis f. sp. tritici CRL 75-36-700-3, 1405 nucleotides long. RefSeq names its product CMGC/CDK protein kinase. Lineage: Eukaryota; Fungi; Basidiomycota; Pucciniomycetes; Pucciniales; Pucciniaceae. Gene Ontology annotation, biological process: regulation of G2/M transition of mitotic cell cycle; G1/S transition of mitotic cell cycle; protein phosphorylation. The transcript is spliced from 11 exons. Gene Ontology annotation, molecular function: cyclin binding; cyclin-dependent protein serine/threonine kinase activity; ATP binding. Bases 202 to 996 code for a protein of 264 amino acids. Gene Ontology annotation, cellular component: nucleus; cyclin-dependent protein kinase holoenzyme complex; cytoplasm. The record is from RefSeq and is a predicted model, not a curated record.
CUGUAGCCAAGCCCAAAUUUCAAACAUUUUUUUAAUUUUAAUUUUUCAAGGAAUUUACAUAAACUGCUUGGGUUUCCCAUUCUUCCUCCUUCUCAUCAACCAUCCUUCUCACCCACAACCAUCUUACUACAUAUAUCCUCCCAUCAGACGCGCUCCCCCUGAAAACCAGGCUCACGAACUUACGAACGGAGAAAACACAUCAUGGAAAACUACAACAGGCUCGAGAAGGUCGGGGAAGGAACGUAUGGUGUAGUUUACAAGGCCAAGGACCUCCGAACGGGCGAGAUCGUUGCAUUGAAGAAAAUCAGACUCGAGGCUGAAGAUGAAGGCGUACCCAGCACAGCAAUCCGCGAGAUCAGUUUAUUGAAGGAAAUGAAUGAUGAGAAUAUUGUCCGACUUUUGGAUAUCUGCCAUGCCGAAGCGAAACUCUUUCCUGGUUGUUUGAAUUUUCUUGAUCUCGAUCUCCAAACGUUACAUGGGAUAAAAUCCGGAGAUGGAGACGGAUUGGUUCUUGCGAUUGUCAAAAAAUUCUCCUACCAACUAUGUCGAGGGGUCUGCUACUGUCAUGGUCACCGAAUCUUACACCGAGACUUGAAGCCACAAAACUUACUGAUCGACAAAGACGGCAACUUGAAGUUAGCCGAUUUUGGAUUAGCACGAGCCUUUGGGAUCCCUCUUCGCAGUUACACCCACGAAAUCGUUACCUUGUGGUAUCGUGCCCCUGAGGUCCUAUUAGGAAGUAGACAUUAUUCCACUGGUGUUGAUAUGUGGUCGGUGGGAUGUAUCAUAGCCGAGAUGAUUUCCAAACAACCCCUAUUUCCCGGCGACUCGGAAAUCGACGAAAUUUUCCGUAUCUUUCGUCUGUUGAGACUCCUUACGAAACUACCUGGCCUGGGGUACAAACGUUACCCGACUACAAGCCUGGAUUUCCUCAAUGGUCUGCGAAAGAUAUCGGCUCCCAUGUCCAUAAUUCUACCGCGGUCAGCGUGGAUUUGAUAGCUAAAAUGUUGGUAUAUGAUCCGGCAAAACGAGCCUCGGCGAAAUCUUCAUUGAAGCACCCAUACUUUGAUGGGACGGAAACAUAAAGACAUCGUAGAAUAUAUGAUCAGACGUUUUCCUUCCUCGACUCCUAUCUCCUGUUCCCUUUCACAUAUUUAUUUUCCGGAUACACAUACAUGUCCCCUGCCCUUGUUUUUUUUCCCUUUCACCCAAUAUAAAUGACUGUCAUUUUUAGUAAACCUCUUCUCUUUGGAGAGAAGAUUGUGCUAUUUUUGUGUAUAGACAUAAGAAAAAAAAAUCAAAUACAUACUUCAACAUCCCAUUUUUGUUUUUGUUGUGGCUCUAUUUUUGGGGGGAUAGUCAUUGUUUUCCUUCUCUUCUCUUCUCUUCUUCUUUUUUUUCUUUU